AUGUACAAUUUCUUUGACAGAAUUAAAGCUCCACUCACCGAAUUUAGAAAAAAGAAUCCUUAUAAAAAAGAUGACGAUUUUGAAAAUAAUAACAGUGGUAUAAAUAAUAACAAUGGUAUAAAUAAUAUAACAAAUGACGGUAAUAAUAAUAAUAAUAGUAAUUGUAAUAGUAAUAAUAGUAAUAAUAAUAGUAAUAUUAAUGGUGGAAAUGUCACAGAAGGAUUUUUAACGAGUAGUAAUAAUAUAAAUAUACCAACCACACAACCUUUACCAGUUGUUGUAAAUGGAAUAGCACCAGUUCCAUCAUUACCAAUAUCGAUUUUAAAACAAUCACAACUUAUAGGUGCAAUUAAUCCUUUAGGUUCAAUUAAUCCUUUAGGUUCAAUUAAUCCUUUAGGUUCAAUUAAUCCUUUAGGUGGUUCGUCACCAAGAGGAUACUAUCAAAAUGUUGCAGCCAAUCAUACACAUUCACCAAAUUCAAUACCAACAAUAAUAUCUCAAUCGCCACUCGUAAAUCCAUUAAAUUCUUCAACUUCAAUACAUCAACAAUUACCAACAACUACACCAAUUUCUCAUCAUCAUCAGCAACAGCAACAACAACAGCAACAACAACAACAAUCAAUAGUACCACCACAACAUAUAGUACCAAAUGUAAUUUCUGUACCAAUUGAAAUUGCUGAAAUAACAUCAACAACACCAAUAUCAAUUGUUCCACAACAAACACCACAAACUCAACAAUCUCCAUCAAUAGGUUCACCGAUUUUAAAUCAAUCUAUUUCUGGAAAUAGUUUUCAACAACCACAACAACAAAUACACCACCAAACACCAAAUAGUAUUUUUUCAUCCUUUUUACAACCAAAUCAACAAACAACUUAUAAUCAUCAAUUACCAUCAUCAUUAGGUCAAUCAGCAUCAAUACAACAACAACAAAUUCAACAACAACAAUUAUUACAACAUUUAUCAAAUUUACAUCAAAUGCAUCAAACUCAAUUUACAUCACCACACAGUCCUGGUUUAUCAUUUCAACAACAAUUACAACAACAGCAACAACAACAACAACAACAAUAUCAACAUAAUACACACUCAUUAUCAAAUUCAAGAAAUAAAUCAAAUGAUCAAACUAAUAAUGAUGGAAUUGAAAUGAGAGAAAUUAAAAAAUCAACAAAUGGACUUAAUUUUACACAAAUUAAUAGUCCAUUAAAUAAUAUAUUACGUAAUACAUCAAGUUUAAAUUCUGGAAUAAAUUAUUCAUAUAAUCCAUAUUCAUUAAAUCAAUCAACAAUAAAUGUUGUAUCAAAUAGUAACACUCAUCAACAUGAACAUAAUAAAUAUAAUGGUAUAGAUAGAUUAUCAACAUCAAUACCAAUUAAUGAAAUAAUGACCAAUGGAAAUGGUGCAUCAAAUGAAGAAGCAGAAUUAUUAAAAAUACCAAAAAUUCCAAAAAAGAAAUCAAGAUUUAAUAAAGAGAAAAUGAAGAAAUUCAAAAAGAGUGUUUAUCAAAUCCUAUCACCAGAAACUCAAUUACCAAUUCAUAUAGUUGAUAAUGACCAAAUGGAAAAUACAGUUAUACCAUUCCUUAUGGAAUUAGGUAGAGCCCUAUUAAUGUCUGGUGUACCAGCACAUAGAUUAGAGUAUGAAUUAACACUAAUUAGUGGUACAUUUGGUAUUGAUGGUCAUUUCUUUACAACACCAACUGGUAUUUUCUUUUCAUUUGGUUCACCACAUACAAUUCUUUCACCCUAUACCCAUUUCCUUAGAAUUAAUUCAACAGAUUAUAAUAUGAAUCGUUUGAUUUUAUUGGAACAAUUGGCUGACCAAGUUAUUUAUGGUCAUGUUAGCUGUGCAGAGGGUUUGGUGAGAUUAAAGGAGAUCCUACGUUUAAAACCACUCUAUAACAAUUAUUUAACCGUGAUAAGUUUUGUUUUAUCUUCAUUUGCAAUCGCAUUCUUUUUUAAAGCGGGCUGGGUUGAAGUUGGUGCAUGUUCAUUCGUUGGUUUAUACGUUGGUUUAUUGAGUGCCGUUUCUUCAAAGUACGCAACAGUCGGUAGAGUUUUAGAGGCUCUUUCCGCUUGUGGUGGUGCUGUAUUGGCUUCGCUAUUCAAUGCUUUCAUUUAUCCAGUUCAUAUUUUCAUGGUGACACUUGGCGGAAUCAUUGCUUUGGCACCCGGUUUAAGUUUAACUUUGGCUGUGGCUGAGAUAUCAACUCGUAAUUUAAUCUCUGGUAAUGCACGUUUGGUUGGUGUUUUCUCUUGUCUUUUACAAUUAACAUUUGGUAUUGCAUUGGGAACUCGUAUCUCUGCAAAGAUAUUACCAAUUCAAAUCGAAGUCAAUCCAUUAUCUCUACCCUCUUGGACAAUGUUUUUAGCGGUACCAAUUGCUGCCAUAUCAUUUGCCGUUCAAAUGAAGGUACAUCCAAGACAAAUUUGGGUAAUCAUCAUUGCAAGUGCUUUAGGUAUACUUUGUGGUAAUUGGGGUAAUAAAUUCUUUGGUGAAGAUGUUGGUUCUUUCUUUGGUUCUUGUGCAAUUUGUAUGUUGGGUAACCUUUAUGCAAGAUUAUCAGGAACUUCUGCUGCAGUUCCAAUUAUGAGUGGUAUCAUUUUAUUAGUUCCUGGUAGUAUGGGUGUAAAAGGUUUAGUUAGUGUAUCAUCUGGUGAUAUAUCAGGUGGUAUUGUUUUCUUUGAAGGAAUGUUUAUGAUUGCUGCAUCUUUAACAAUUGGUUUAUUAGUUGCAAAUUUAAUUGUUAAACCAAAUAAAGCAUUAUAA
Molecule: messenger RNA, 2763 nt
Organism: Dictyostelium discoideum AX4
Lineage: Eukaryota; Evosea; Eumycetozoa; Dictyosteliales; Dictyosteliaceae
Exons: 2
Coding region: 1-2763 (920 amino acids)
Biological process (GO): transmembrane transport
Cellular component (GO): membrane
Molecular function (GO): transmembrane transporter activity
Source: RefSeq, a predicted model, not a curated record